UUUGAUACGGGGCGGUUGGGUUUUUUUGAGGUGAGCACGGGGAUGCGUGAGCGCAGCCGUGCUAACGUUGGAAUGUGCUUGUUUCCUUUGGAGCCCCCCUCGUCGAUGAUUGAUUCGUGUGUCCCCAAGUGACGAGUUUUUUUUUUUAAUAUAAAGAACAUGUACAGUAAAUGUUUGACCAUAGAUUAAUACAAUCCGUGCGUGUGAGAGUGUGAGUGUGUCUCUCCUCCUCCCCCUCCCCUCCGUGCCUCUCAGGUCUGGGUUGAGCCUCCACCGUCUUGCCCCCUCUCAGCUAUUGUAGCGGCCACACACACACACACGCACGCGCGCGCGCUCACGCUCAGCCACACACACACACACACACGGGCUCUCCGCCUGUCGUUUGCGGGACUUCGGUGGAACUUUUCUCCCCAGCGUGUGCCGCUGCCGCCGCCCUGUCCAUCACAGUUUAAAGGGGGGCUCCGGCUCUUUUGAGUAGGUGGGUUGCUGCUAGUGGUGGUGGGGGGGGGGCGACGACGACGACGACGACGGAGACGGACAACCUGCUGCUGCUGCGACGAUGGACUGAGGCGACGACCCCGAGCGGACUGUGGAUAACCUAAAGUGAAGAAGAGUUGGGUGGGAGGGGAGGGGGGGCGGCGGCGGUUGUUGUUGUUGUUGCUGCUGCUGCUGCUGCGGGUGGUUGUUGAGUGACCGCCAUGGACGAGGACGACGGGCACCUGGAGAACGGCUUCCACGCCGCCAAGGACUCGGACCGGCAGCAGCGGCUCCGGCUCUGCGUGCUCAACGAGAUGCUCAACACCGAGAGGGAUUAUGUGCGCACGCUGCUGUUCCUGCAGUCGGCCUUUUUGCAAAGAAUCAGACAAACUGCAGAUGACCAACAGUGUCUGUCACCGGAACACGUCAAGAUUCUGUUUUCAAACAUUGAGGACAUCCUGGAGUUGCACAAAGAAGUGUUGUCUGCUGUGGAGGCCAGUCUGCAGCCCGAACCUCAGCCCCAGCAUGCGCUGGGACACGUAUUUCUCCAAUUCAGGAAGAGUUUCUCAGUGUAUGGCGAGUACUGCAGUAACCACGAAAAGGCUCUGCGACUCCUCAUGGAGCUCAACAAGAUCCCCAACAUCAGGACCUACCUGCUGCACUGUAUGCUACUGGGAGGGAAGAAAAGCACAGACAUUCCUCUGGAGGGCUACCUUCUCACCCCCAUUCAGAGGAUCUGCAAGUAUCCUCUGCUGCUGAAGGAACUGCUGAAGAGGACCCCUAAAAAGCAUGCCGACUAUCCAGCUGUGGAGGAGGCUCUGCAGGCCAUGAAGGCGGUGUGCUCCAACAUCAAUGAGACCAAGAGGCAGAUGGAGAAACUGGAGGCACUGGAACAGCUGCAGUCCCACAUUGAGGGCUGGGAGGGAACCAACCUGACGGAUAUCUGCUCAGAGUUGCUGCUUCAUGGAAAUCUCCUCAAAAUCUCGGCCGGCAAUAUCCAGGAGCGGGUCUUCUUCCUGUUUGACAACCUUUUGGUUUACUGCAAGAGAAAGUCCAGGGUUUCUGGAAAGAAGUCCACCAAGAGGACCAAGUCUAUCAACGGGCCCCUCUAUGUGUUCAGAGGCCGAAUCAACACGGAGGUGAUGGAGGUGGAAAACGUGGAAGAUGGAACAGCGGACUACCACAGCAACAACUACACGGUGACCAACGGCUGGAAGAUCCACAACACGGCGAAAAACAAGUGGUUUGUCUGCAUGGCCAAACACACAGAGGACAAGCAGAAGUGGCUGGACGCCAUCUUGAGGGAGCGGGAGCAGAGAGAGAGUCUCAAGCUGGGCAUGGAGCGGGACGCCUAUGUGAUGAUUGCAGAGAAGGGGGAGAAGCUCUACCACAUGAUGAUGACCAAGAGCCGGCACCUGAUAAAGGAUAGACGCAGGAAGCUCAGCAAUGUGCCCAAGUGCUUCAUGGGGAAUGAGUUUGUGUCAUGGCUGAUAGAGAGCGGAGAGAUCAGCAAACCCGACGAAGGGGUCAACCUGGGACAAGCCUUGCUGGAAAAUGGCAUCAUACACCACGUGUCAGACAAGCACCAGUUCAAGAACGAGCAGGUGUUGUACCGCUUCCGCUACGACGACGGCACCUACAAGGCCCGCAGUGAGAUGGAGGACAUCAUGUCGAAGGGCGUCAGGCUGUACUGCCGCAUCCACAGCCUCCACACGCCUGUCAUCAAGGACAGAGACCAUCAUCUGAAAACCUUCAAAUCUGUGGUGCCUGCGAGCAAACUGGUGGACUGGCUACUCUCGCAGGGAGACUGCUCGACCCGAGAGGACGCCGUGACGCUGGGCGUGGGGCUCUGCAACAACGGCUUCAUGCACCACGUCUUGGAGAAGAGUGAGUUCAAAGAUGAGUCCCAGUUCUUCCGUUUCUAUGCGGACGAGGAGACGGAGGGAACCAGCAGCAAGAGCAAGCAGCUCCAGCGCAACGACUUCAAACUCAUCGAAAACAUCUUGGCCAAGUCGCUGGUGAUUCACCCUGAGGAGGAAGACUACGGCUUUGAGAUUGAGGAGAAAAACAAGGCCAUUGUGGUGAAAUCUGUCACCAGGGGCUCACAUGCUGAGAUGGCUGGUCUGCAGGUGGGCAGGAAGAUCUACACCAUCAACGAGGACCUUCUGUUCCUCAGGCCCCUGUCCGAGGUGGAAACCAUGAUCAGCCAGGCCUUCUACAUACGACGCUCCCUGCGACUGCUGGUCGCCACCAAGGCCAAGGAGAUCGUGAAGAUCCCUGACAACCCAGACAGCCUCUCCUUCAGACUCUGUGGCUCUGCCCCUCCUCAUGUCCACGCUGUCAGGAAAGGCUGGGAGGCAGCGGGGGCAGGUCUCCAGCCUGGCCAGGUCGUCCUAAAAGUCAACGGCAACAACGUCAACCGCAGCGGCCAUGAAGAGGUUCUGGAGCACUUCACUGCACAACACACACACCAGGAGCCUUUGCAGAUGUGUCAGUGGGUGUACCGUGCAUUCGAGGAUGUGGACGAGCUACAAAGAGAGAGCGGCGUGGGCGAGAAGGAGGAGAACCCUUUCAGUCCCUAUCCAGUGGAGAACGGCUCGGACCACGAGGAGGGGAAUGGCACAAAUGGAAUAGACUACCGGCUAGGCAGGCUGUCCCUGUCCGAUGAUCUGCCUCUGGUCAGUCUGACGGUAGACAACGUCCACCUGGAGCACGGCGUGGUCUAUGAGUACGUCAGCACUGCCGGCAUCAAGAGCCACGUGCUGGAGAAGAUUGUGGAGCCCAAAGGUUGCUUCAGCCUCACCGCGAAGAUCCUGGAAGCAUUUUCUGCCGAUGACGGCCUCUUUGUGCGUAACUGCAGCCAGCUCAUCUCCCAGAGCGACCGAGUGGUUACCAUGCCUCAGUACGAGUUCAGACAAAUCUGUGACACCAAGCUGGAGAGUAUCCGACGGCGCAUCAGCUGCUAUCAGCAGUUUGCUCUGGAGCUGAGGAACAAGGUGUGGCCGUCCUUCAGGCAGGCCGGCGUUCGCCCUCACCCACUUGGCUGCAUGGACUUUGUUCCCACCAACUGCCACGUCAACUUGAUGCAGGUUUCCUACCCAAAGAGCAUCACCUCUGCUGGCAGGACUUUCAGCAUUCGCUUCGGGCGCAAAAACUCCCUGUUUGGCUUGGACCCUGAUCAAGCUCAACUGAACCCCAUGUCCCACACCCAGCACUGUGUGACCAGCAUGGGUGCUCCCAGCUGGAGCUGUUCCGGCCUGGACGAGGAUGAGGCGGAUGGCAACGGGGAUGUGGCCCUGGAGGGCGGCGAGGGGUUGACGGACAGUCGACGGAGCGGCCACGGAGAAGGCGGCCUGAGCUUCCUCCUCAAGCAGGAGGACACCGAGACCCAGGACUCUUACAUUCACUUGUAUAGCCGCCUGGAUGUCGCAGUGAGGGAGAUGAGGCAGUACGUCGCCCAGAUCGACGUCCUCUUGUCGUCUAUCACAGAGCCCACGCAGCUCCAAGGGGAAGGCGGCGAGCCUCCGGUCUACGAGCCCAGUCAGCCGUCUCUGGCCCCCUGCGAGGACGGCUGUGACCAGGACAAAGUGGAGCAAGGCAGCAUCAAAAGAGUCUGCUUCAAGGUGAACGAGGAGGACCAGGAGGACUCGGGGCACGACACCAUGAGCUACAGGGACUCCUACAGUGAGUGCAACAGCAACAGGGAUUCAGUCCUGUCCUACACCAGUGUGCGAAGCAACAGCUCCUACCUGGGGAGCGACGAGAUGGGAUCAGGGGACGAGCUGCCGUGUGACAUGCGGAUUCCCUCGGACAAACAGGACAAGCUGCACGGCUGCCUCGAGCACCUUUUCAACCAGGUUGACUCCAUCAACAACCUUCUCAAAGGACCUGUCAUGACCAAGGCCUGUGAGGAGACCAAGCACUUUUACUCUGACCACAGCCAACCAGAGUUUCGCCAGACAGAGGACUGGACGGUUCGCUGUCGUUACGUUAUCCACAAGAACAUCCAGGAGGACCCUUGGAACCUACCCAGCUCUAUCAAAACCCUGGUGGAGAGCCUGCAGAGAUUUGUGGACGAUGGAAAGAACCAGCUUCUCCUGGCUCUGCUCAAGUGCACAGAUACGUCUCUGCAGCUGCGACGGGAUGUGAUCUUCUGCCAGGCGGUGACGGGCGCCCUGUGCACGCUGGCCGAACAGCUGCUGGCGGCGCUCCGGUCGCGCUUCAACAACGCCGGCGAGUACCAGGAAGACGGCAAGGAGGCCAGCCGCAAGUGGCUGGAGCAGAUAUCCGUGAUCGGCGUCCUGCUGCACUUCCAGUCGGCGCUGGUGCCGCACCUGAAGGAGGAACGGACCAUGCUGGAGGAUACCAAGGCGGCCCUGUUGGACUUGGACAAAGUCACUGUGUUCUUCAGGCAACUGGAGGACGAGUGUCUAGUCGCAAACACACCGGUGUGUUACCAGGUGGAGGGCAGCCGACAGGCCCUGCGGGUCACCCUGUACCUGGACAGCUGUCACUUCAGCGAGCUGCCCAGUCGUUUGCAGAACGGCGGCAGCCUCAAGCUCCACACGGUCCUCUUCACCAAGGCGCUGGAACGUCCCGAGGGAGUGUCCCAGCAGGACUACGGCGCCGCGGAGGAGUUCCAGCAGCGCACCAACGCUGUCUCACUGGAGAAGGUCAAGGCCUAUUACCGCAGACUCAGGGCUUUUUAUUUGGAGAAGUCCAAUCUCCCCACAGACUCAAACACCACAGCUAUGAAGAUUGACCAGCUGCUGCGACCCCUCAACACACUGGAUGACCUCUGUCGACUGAUGCAGUCGUACAUCAACGUGCGGCCGAUUGCCCAGUCCCACCCGUCAGGAGUCAGCGUGCUGUGUGUGUCCUCGGAGCUGUGUAACCGCCUGGGGGCCUGCCACAUCACCAUGUGUGGCACAGGCAUGCAGAGGUGUACUCUGAGUGUGACACUGGAGCAGGCAAUGAUCUUAGCCAGGAACCACGGCCUGAUGCCGCGCUGCAUCAUGCAGACCAUGGACAUAAUGCGUAAACAGGGGGCAAGAGUUGAGCUAUCUGCUAAGAAUCUUAAGGUGAUGGACCAGAUGCCUCCAUCUGCUCCCAGGCUCUUCAAGCUGUGUUUGCCACCCUCAGACGGAGAUCUCUAAGAAAAGCCACGCUUCGGAGAACUCACUAGAGAGAGGGUGAAUGUGGAUAGAGGAAGAUAUGAUGAGAGAUGACAGGAACAAAAGAGGGCAAGUCUCACCGGAUUUUUCUUCCAAGUGACACCGCUGACGGAAAGACCUUUGACCCCCUCCACUGCCCCAGUUCACACAGGGAUCGUUCCAGCAUGGAUACCACUAGAGUCUUCAGUGCAACGUAUAGACCAAACAACACUGCACAGAAGACUAAUGUCAGUUACCGACAGGGACACUGACACAUGACUAGUCUUGAUGCUCAUGACUAGUCAUGUACUGCUGUACUGGAGAGGAAAAAAGAAAAGAAAACAGAAGUAUUACUGCUUUGGCUGUCUGUCCACACCGGGCUGACAUGAUUGAAUUGACACCCGGUGUGCAGUAUUCACGACGUAAGUGAAAGGGAGAUGUCACUUUGAGGCCUCACAAAGACAACAUCCACAGCGAUCACGCUCUUCACCGAGCUCUUACCAUUAACUGGAUUAACCAAACUACCUGUAGCUGACUGUCAUCCCAAAUGCAGAUGUUAUGCAUUUUUGCCUCGGACUGCGAGUCCAGAGAGCAGAGCUGUCUCUUACUCUGUUCGGGCUGGCGUUCCCCAGGGCUCAAUGUUUGGACCCCAAGUGAAGUAGAACACGUGGCUACCGUGGUACCGUCGUGUGUGAUAGCCGACCGAAUAGAUGCAGAAAGUCAAAGAAAUAGACAGAAAGAUGGAAGUAGGGAUUGAGGGGCAGGAAAAAAAAAAAAAGAUGGAUGAUAGGCUGGGCUGCUCUUUUCCUCAGCCCGUUGCAUGUGGUCACUGUGCAAUUACUGUAGGUUUAGUGUGAGUACUGUAUUACUGCACUAUAUGAAGGAUAGUUAUUUAUUGUGUCUGGAAGGAGUGUUUUUAUCCCUCACUUAUACUAUAUCAGGUAUUAAAAGAAUCUAAAAGCAUUCCAGCCUACUUACCGAAUAAUAUUUAAAGGACCAAUGGCAUGCCUUUUUUUUUUUUUUUUUAGACGCAAUUGCUCAUGUAUUUCAUUUUAUUUAUGUUUAUGGAGCUUGAUUACGUCAGGAAAUCUUCAGGGAGCGCGACGGGAGGGAAGACAAACAGAAGUUAGCUAAUCAGAAUCAGGACUAAGGAAGCUGAAAGAAAUCAUACACGGUCGUUUGUUUGUCAAUAAGCAGCCAGGUAAACAGGUCGGGAGGUUGAAUCAUUGUUAAAUUAUUAAUAUAUGACUUAAAAUGUACUAGUUGAAGGAUUGACUUCAGUCAGCUAAGACAUUGUUUUGACUUUUAAAUUGGCUUUGAUGUCAUAUUUACUGUAGGUAUUAAAAGAAGCACAAUGACUGGUCCAUACAAGUUGCAGUGUUAGUUUGAAAAAAAAAGAAAGAACUGUAAGCAGUUUGUGGACGAUGUAAACAAAGGGAUCUUUCCAGGACUUACUCACAGUAACAUUGUUUUACUUCAGAUUUUAAUUUCUUGUACAUAUAAACUGUAACUAUGUCAGAGGAAAAAUAUAGGAUAUGUCUUACGGCAGCAGAGUGACGCUUUAAAUGAAAAUGCAUUAUUUUUAUGGAAAUAAUAUAGUAUAUAAAACAAUUUGUAUUCGUGAAGGUUUUUUUUCUUUUCUUCUCUUUGCUGAGCAUAACCUCACUGACUACUUGUAGUUUUUGACUGUUAAAAAAAAGGUUUUAACGGCAUUUCAGGAAUCUUCCUUGGCAUGCUGCAUUCAUUCGGCGGAUCACUUAGUCCUUUUUAUUUAUUUAAAAGCGGUCUGGGUCCUAAUGAGCAUGUUGGAACAGACCCCAUCACCUCGCAGUACCGAUGACCACAUAUAACACUCAGUGGCUCUUUGCAUUACCAUAAUUUCCCAUAUCAAAUGUGCCCUUAGUGUACAUUGUGUAAACUCUCGGUCUUAAGUGUGUGUUACCAGUUUGAAUUAGCUAAUGACUGCAGCAUGUUGGUGUAACCGGACAAAUAAAAAAAAUGUCACUGAUUACACGUUUUUUAUUUACAUUAUUCUAAUGUUCCAUUUAUUGUAUAUACCUUAUUUGCAAUUUUAUGUUGCGUGAAAAUAACUGUACAAAGGAUCUUUGUUGAAUCUUUCUAAAAAUGAUCAUUGUAAAUUGCAAUCUUAACAAGCUAGUAAAUAAAAUCUUCACAUUAUGA
Messenger RNA from Scophthalmus maximus (turbot), 7811 nucleotides. RefSeq names its product phosphatidylinositol-3,4,5-trisphosphate-dependent Rac exchange factor 1 (gene prex1). The transcript is spliced from 40 exons. Gene Ontology annotation, molecular function: protein binding; guanyl-nucleotide exchange factor activity. Bases 699 to 5633 code for a protein of 1644 amino acids. Gene Ontology annotation, biological process: intracellular signal transduction. The record is from RefSeq and is a predicted model, not a curated record. NCBI's taxonomy places the organism in Eukaryota, Metazoa, Chordata, Actinopteri, Pleuronectiformes, Scophthalmidae.